Molecule: messenger RNA, 1571 nt
Organism: Dendrobium catenatum
Lineage: Eukaryota; Viridiplantae; Streptophyta; Magnoliopsida; Asparagales; Orchidaceae
Product: cleavage stimulation factor subunit 50
Exons: 15
Coding region: 108-1415 (435 amino acids)
Biological process (GO): mRNA 3'-end processing
Cellular component (GO): mRNA cleavage stimulating factor complex
Molecular function (GO): protein binding; RNA binding
Source: RefSeq, a predicted model, not a curated record
GUUUCUUCAUUCAGAGAUUUGGGUUUUCCCCGGGUUUCCGGAGUAGCAUGUUUGGGAAGAAAAAGUUUUUGCAGUGGUGAAUUUUAAUCGUAUCGUGCUAGCUGCGAAUGGAUGCGACACUUGAGAAUACUCUAAAGGAAGGGAUGCUCCGGCGGCAGAUCAAUGCCUUGAUUGUAGCUCAUCUUCGCGGUGAAAAUCUCAACCAGGCUGCUGCUAUAGUUGCAUCGGCUACCAUGACUUCAUUGACCACCGAAGUGUCUCCUAAUAGGCUUCUUGAGCUUGUUUCCAAGGGCCUUGUAGCAGAGAGAGAUGAGGGAUUAAAGGGGCUUUCUUCAACUUCAUUUCUCAAUGUUACUGGAGGUUUGCCGUCAAUGCCAAAUAUGGUCAAUGCUAUUGAUUUCAGGGAAAUCAGUGCCAUGCAGGAUGUGAAAGGCUCAUCUAAGAAUUUCCCAAAGCAUGAAUCCAGACAUGUUUCUGAGCAUAAGAAUAUUGCAAGGUGUGCAAGAUUUAGUCCUGAUGGUCAGUUUGUUGCUACUGGUAGCUCGGACUAUUCAAUAAAGCUGCUUGAGGUUUCAAAAAUUAAGCAAAUGAUGGUUUCCGAGGCUCGGGAAGGACCAAUUCGACCUGUUAUUCGGACAUUCUAUGACCAUGCAGAGCCAAUCAAUGAUCUAGAUUUUCAUCCACAAGGCACAAUAUUGGUAUCUGGAGCAAAAGACAAUACCAUAAAGUUUUUUGAUUUUUCAAAAACGGUUGCAAGGAAAGCAUUUAGAGUUAUUCAGGAUACUCAUAAUGUGAGAUCUGUAUCUUUUCAUCCUUCUGGGGAAUUUCUUUUGGCAGGUACGGAUCAUCAUCUUCCUCAUUUAUAUGAUGUCAAUACUUUUCAAUGCUAUUUAUCUUCCAAUGUUCAAGAUUUGAAUAUGAUUUCACCCAUCAAUCAGGUUAGAUACUCUAUAUCUGGCAGCUUGUAUGUGACGGCCUCAAAAGAUGGCUCUGUUCUUUUGUGGGAUGGGGUAACUGCACAAUGUAUACGAAAAAUUGUUGGGGCACAUGGAUUGACAGAGACUACGUGUGCAAGUUUUACUAAAGACCAAAGAUUUGUACUUUCUUGUGGGAAGGAUUCUACUAUAAAACUAUGGGAAGUAGGAACUGGAAGGCUUGUAAAUCAGUAUUUGGGAGCAGUUCACACUCAAUUACGCUGUCAGGCUGUGUUCAAUGAAACUGAGGAAUUUGUUCUAUCUAUUGAUGAGCCAAAUAAUGAGGUGGUGAUAUGGGAUGCAUUAACUGCUGAGAAGGUAGCGAGGUGGCAUUCUAAUCAUGUUGGUGUGCCUAGAUGGUUAGUACACUCUCCAACUGAACCAGCUUUUAUUACUUGUGGAACUGAUAGGUCUGUCAGAUAUUGGAAGGAGGUCUUGUGAGAGCUGCAUUAUGAAUAGAAUUGGCAGAAGAAGGGGUUUUUAUGAUGUAAAUUAUAUAUUAGAACCUAAAAUCAUUUUUUUUUUUUUAGAAAAUAAGCUGUUUGCUUUGGCAUUCUUAUGAAUUUUGAUAAUGAGUUAGCUUUGUUUGGCUUGAAA